Messenger RNA from Caenorhabditis bovis, 1281 nucleotides. The record is from the annotation of a GenBank genome assembly. Lineage: Eukaryota; Metazoa; Nematoda; Chromadorea; Rhabditida; Rhabditidae.
AUGUCGACGGAAAUUGCGGAUAAGACUGAGCCGACUAUUCGCAGGGAAUCUUUUUCGUAUUUGGGAAGACGAGCCAAACUUGAUCCUACCCAAUUACGAGUUGUCACCCUCAAUGCUUGGUGCCUUCCUCAACCUCGUCCAAUUGGCAGCGCUGAUCGGGUACACCGACUUGAGCGAAUCGGCGAAGCAAUUAUGAGUGAGGAUUAUGAUAUCGUCGGUCUACAGGAGCUCUGGAGCUAUUAUGAUUUUGUGCGCCUUUCUGAACAAGUCAGCAAAGAGUACCCGUAUUUCCAUUAUUUUCAUUCUGGAUUCACUGGAAGCGGUGUUUGCGUAUUCUCGAGACAUCGAAUCAUAUCGACGCUUACUCAUAGAUAUUCGUUGAAUGGAUUCGCUCAUCACAUCCAUAGAGGUGAUUGGUUCGGUGGAAAAGUAGUUGGACUAGUUGAAGUCGAAGUUGGCGAGCUUCGCGUUAACUUCUACACGACUCAUUUGCACGCGGAGUAUGAUAGAGAGAACGAUCUGUAUCUGCCACAUAGAACCUCGCAAUCCCUUGAAUUGAGUCAAUUUGUUCGCCAUACUUCCCGUGGAGCCGACGCAGUUAUAGUGACUGGAGAUUUGAACAUGGAGCCGUGCGACUUGGGAUUUCGACUAAUAUUAUCGCAAGCGAAACUUUUCGAUGCUUGGAGAAUGUGCCAUGAGCCGGGAAAUCCUGAUUUUGAGGAACCUGAACAAUUAGUGAAAUGUCGAGGUGUCGGAAGAGGUGGAACGUGCGAUCGACCAGACAACUGCUAUACGAAAUCAGCGCAAAAGCGAGACGAUGAAAGCAAGAGAAUCGAUUAUAUUUUGUUUAAGAGUGGUCGGGCGAAUGUGAAAUUGGAAGAAUGCGAAAUUACUCUCAACCAGAUUCCUGGUGAAGAUAUCAACUAUUCGGAUCAUGUUGGUCUUUGUGCUCGUUUUACGAUCGACGACACUAUCCGCCAAGAAAGUGCGACAUUUGAACCCAACCGACCAUUGCUGAUCGAAGCGAUCGGCAUAGUAUCUGGUGGUGAACGACGUGCAAGACAUGAUAGGACCUUCUUUUUGGCUUUGGCUGCGUUCUGCUUGAUUCUCAUUCUCGCGUCUCUCUUCAUUGAAGGCCUUCCUACUUUGAUGUCCAUUCUAAGAUUCUGCUUAACUGUAGUAGCAGUAUUCUUUGUUUGGCAAGGAUUCAUCGGAUUGACCUUGGAACGAAAAGCGUUGAAGGCGGCGAAACAAUCGAUGCAGCAACUUCUUAAUAAUUAG